CAUUACAGUGUUCGGCGAAGGUUUGGCGCUAUUGGCUUCUGCCUACUGUACGUCCCCAUACAUGGAUCACCUGAAUUGUAAUUAGGGGGACGCUCACGCUUGCCUGGACCAUGAGCAAUGAGUCUACCGUCUGGAACAACGUCACCGAGAACUCCACCGGGGUCCCAUUUGAGCCUGGUAAACAACAGAAUGGUUACGUCCUACUGCUGGUGCUCCUGUCCAUCUUCCUAGGGGGGACACUGGUCCUGCUGUCUGUCAUCCUGAUUGUUUCCAGACGCUGCUGUCAUGGAGACCGCCGCUAUAACAGUGCCAGCGACGAACCUGAGAAAACCAACACGACCUACACUGAGGUGUCUCAACCAGUCCAUGCAGAGAUCACCAUCCGGGUCGACGAGUCAGACUGCCUGUCGGCCGCCAGCUCCCACAUGGACAUGGAGACGGAGCGCUUCCUGUCCACGGGCACCCAGGGCGGCCGCCGGGUCUCCUUCAACGAGGCGGCGCUCUUCAACCACGGCAGGAAGGCCCUGGAUAAAGGCCGCAGGUACACGUUGACUGAGGGUGACUUCCACCACCUGAAGAAUGCGCGACUCACACACCUCCACAUCCCGCCCUUGGCCCUCAAGAUCGUCACCAUCCACGAGUGUGAGACAUCAGAGAACAGCAUGGCCAUGACGACUCGCCCCGCCGCCAAGUCCAGCCUUUCCAUCUUCCAGCCGGCACUGUGUGCCCUGCGGCCCCUGCGGCCCCUAUGUCCCCUACCCCAGACAGCGUUGACCAGUCUGAGUGUCAGCCCCAGCUCAGCCCUCCCUGGGGACACCCUCAACUCGGUGGUGGACUCCAGCUUCAGUGAGAGUUCCCUGGUCCCGGGACCCAAGAAGCCCAGCAGCAGCAGCAGCAGCAUUGAGGUGAUGGUUUCUUGCUCCAGGAAUGGGGGCAGUCCGUCUUUGAGUGAGGGGGCGUCGGUGACGUCUGUGGCGGGUGCGUCCCCUAGCGCGGGAGUGGGGCAGGGCCCGGUCCUGCAGUUCUUCACCAAGCUGAGGCGCCAUGCCAGCCUAGAGGGUGCCAGCCCAUACUUCAAGAUCAAGAAGUGGAAGCUGGACAGCAGCCAGCGGGCUUCUAGUCUGGACACGAGAGGGUCCCCUAAGAGGAGGCAGUUCCAGCGGCAGCGCGCCGCCAGCGAGAGCAUGGACCAGGAGGAUAACGACGCCCACCACAUGGACCUCAUCCAGUACAUCGCCCGCACCCAGGACGUCACCUACCACCCCAGCCCCUCCGCCCGCUUCCUCUCCCCCUCCUCUUCCUCCAAGCCACCACCCUCCCUCGGCAGGUUAGAGGUGGAGGUGGUGGUGGAACCCAGCUGCAGCAGGGGCCAGAGGCUGGAGGUGAUCGGCUUGUCCCCGGAGCCCCAGGACGAGGCAGCGAGCCUGGGGGACUGUAGACAGCAGAGCUUGGCCUCAGACCACCAGGCCUUGUACAGAGACAUCUGGACGCUCCGGGCCUCUCUAGAGCAGUACGGCUCCUCAGACCAGAUCAACAACGACAGGGACUCCUUUCGCAGCGACGCCGACAGUGUCAUCUCCCUGGGGGGCCGGACCGAGAGGGGGGAGCUGCCCAGUAACCCCUCCCAGGACAUCGGGGAUGAACCCGAAGGGGAUGUAGAGCUGCCCGUGGAUGAUGGGAUGGGAGAGGAGAAGGAAGAGAAGAAGAAAGGGGGGAAGCAGGACAGUGUGGAGUCAGAGAGGGUCAGUGACGGGGAGUCAGGGAACCGUAAGCUCAUGCAGAUGGACAGUGGCUAUACGUCUAUAGAGGCUCCAUCACGGGCGCCAGAGGAGCUGAGACUGUUUGGCAGUAGUGGCAGUAUAGACAGAACGGCCCUGGAGAAGAGACACUACUUCACCAGUGCAGGGCACACUGGCACAGUGGGCGAGAGCUUCGAGGCCCGCAUCUUCGAGGAAGAGCCAGGCGAGGAGAUGCUGGUGGGGGCGACGGGCGGCAUUGCAAUAGAAACGUCCAGGUCUCCCCUGGGCUGGUCUCCGUAUGGGCAGAUGUUCACUCCACGAGAGGCGCAGCCGCACUCCCACCCACCCUUAUCAUUACACCGCCGCGACUACAGCAUCGACAAGAAAACUGACGCGCUCUUCCAUGAGUUCCUCCGCCACGACCCCCAGUUCGACCAGCAGGAGUCACCGAGGAAACAUCGCUCGCGCAUCCACCUCCGCAAACAGUGGCAGCGCAACAAGCAGUACAGUGACCCGGGCGUUCGCUACCAGUACCACUCCUUUGAGAGGCAGCGGACCCCCUUGCGACGAGGUGAUAGCGUCAACUACCCUCUGGACACGGGCUUCCACAGCACACUGCCACGCAUCGUCAGUGCGCCUGAUGAAGAGGCCAGCGAGGGGGCCCCCAGUACCCCCCAGACGCCAAAGGCCGAGGCGGUGGUGGCGGGAGGAGCAAGAGAGGUGGAGGAAGGAGACAGGAGGAGGGCGAGUCCCAGCAGUAGCUGUGGCAGCAGCACCGUGACCAUUAGAGACCUGGAAGGGAGGGCAUCCUGUUCCCCUCCCACUGUUCCGGAUAGAGAGGGCCUGCUAGGGGAGCAGCCCGACCCCCAGGAAGACACUAGGCAGGCGGUACACCCCCCUGAGGCCCCUUACGAGCCCCGCCAGCCUCCUGACACGGGCAACGGCCGACAGACCAUCACAGCCGAGCUGACGGACAAGCUGAGCGCCACUCUGGAUGAGCGGCUGUACACAGGCCUGCGACGGACCAAGGACACAGCGGCGGUGACAGAGUGUGUGGUGAAGGUCGUUCACGCCUCCCCCGACCACAGCCCAGUGUAGCAUGUCUCCAGUCCUCCUCCACUCCUCCCUGAUCUUUUGUGUUUCAUUUGAUUUCAUUCUAUGCCGGGUAACUACAAUUUCUCCGUCUGUCUGAAUUAGCUGGUCCCAGACCAGUAACAAGAAAACAGGCUACACUAUACAGUAUCAUGUAGGCUAUAUGAAGAAUACACCCCUAGAUAGUAUUUACAGUACCAUAGUGUCUCUUACUGCUGUGAUUCCUUUCUCCUCUUAGAGAAGUGAUGACGUAAAGAGCCAGUAUGCCGUCUGCACUAGUCUAUCCACUGUGAAACUAGGUGCUAUUAGACUUGAAGUCAUCUCAAGAUCUGGAUACAAAGUUUAUCUGGGCGUAAUAGGCCAGUCUUGACUGAUAGGCCAGCCAAGACUGUUUAAUUGUAAUGUGAUGUAAUUUCAUCAGAAUCUAUGGUACUAGGAACAAAAACAGAUCAGACCAUGAAUUUGAAAAUGCAUUUUCUUUCUUCUCAUAAACACUCAUUAAAUGGGUAUGAAGAUGCUGUCCUAAUUUGGACACCAAAUAAAUUCCAGUAUCCAUAUUAGGACCGCCUCGUCAUAUCCACACUGGAUCAGAGCAUAUUCUUCAUCAAGUAUCCUUGUUGCUUAAAGUCUGGCCUCAUGUUUCUAUAAAAAAAAUCUUACUGCUUUCCAGAAAAGUGAUGGUUGUUAGAACAUGUUAUUCAAUGCCUUUGUAUUUGUUGACACAUUUCAUUUACAUGUCUAUGCUUGUUUUAAAUGUCACUCUGGUUGUGACUGUAAUAUCUGGCAUACUGGAGGCCAGGGUGAGAGCAACUUAAAUGGCAGGUUUUUACCUAAUUUCUGUGCCAAAAAUACCUUGUUAGCUAAUGGAGGGAUCUCAAGUGUUACUGAACCAGGGGUUGGAACCAAAACAUUUUCCCAAUCGUUUAGUUUUGAACAGAACCUCUAAUUUUUCAUUUUGUUCCACUGUUCCGACCAGCAAGAGUUUAGAACCCCCCAAAAAGUCCUGGUUUAUAUUGUUCCUUUUUUAACCUGUCAAAUCAUUUAUUUAAUUUCUUUACAUUUAGCUCAUUUAGUUGUUUACAUGUGUGAUGGACAGGCAAGUGUAGCCUAUGAUGCAACAGAAAUGUUGCAYGUGGAGAGAGCGAGCGAGGGUUGAAGUGCUGGGCAUCUUGUUAUGACAUGCAUUAUCUGAAUUAGGU
Messenger RNA from Salvelinus sp. IW2-2015, 4030 nucleotides. Lineage: Eukaryota; Metazoa; Chordata; Actinopteri; Salmoniformes; Salmonidae. The record is from RefSeq and is a predicted model, not a curated record.